Notechis scutatus (mainland tiger snake) is the source of this 1380-nucleotide messenger RNA. RefSeq names its product CD247 molecule (gene CD247). Gene Ontology annotation, cellular component: membrane; alpha-beta T cell receptor complex. Gene Ontology annotation, biological process: T cell receptor signaling pathway. NCBI's taxonomy places the organism in Eukaryota, Metazoa, Chordata, Lepidosauria, Squamata, Elapidae. The record is from RefSeq and is a predicted model, not a curated record. Gene Ontology annotation, molecular function: transmembrane signaling receptor activity.
GGCAAUCAGAAGAACAAAGCCUUUUGUCUUGUCUUUUCCUUGUCCUGCUAUCUGUUCAAUUGUGGUCUUCAGCCUUCUUCUUCACCCCCAACUGGCUUACAACCCUGGGGGGAAAUGAAGCUGAAAGGAAUACUUAUCAGUGCCAUCCUUCAGGCUUUGCUACCAAUUGCAGAUGCUGAUGUACUGGGAUUAACAGAUCCAAAGCUGUGCUAUAUUCUGGAUGGGAUCCUUUUAAUAUAUGCUAUCAUCAUCACAGCCCUUUUCAUGAAAGUAAAGCUAGCCAAUCGCUCUACUGAAUCCAAACCUUCUCAAAAUGCAAAUGACAUAUAUAAUAAACUAUCUACUGGACGCAGAGAUGAAUAUGAUUCUCUGGCAUUAAAAAAAACAGAUACAGAUCUUGAAAUGGCUGUGGAAAACCAGCGCAGAAGAAAGAAACCUCAGGACAAAGUUUACACUUCCCUACAGCGGGAUAAGAUGGGUGAAGCAUACAGUGAAAUUGGAAAGAAAGGAGAAAGAUUUGGUGGCAAAGGCAAUGAUAUUCUUUAUCAGGGGCUCAGCCAAGCAACAAAGGACACAUACAAUGUCCUUCACAUGAAACAGAUGCAUUCUCCUCGUUAGUUACAACUGAAUCUAAAAAGGAAGAGAAAAAAAGGACAUUCCUUAUGGUGGAAUGGUAGCAAUUAAAGAGGACAGUUCAUUUCAGCAAAGCCAUUGCCUUGUUUGAAGAAUGCUAUUGUACAGUCAGCAAAACCCAUGUUUCAUUUCCAAAUAACAUCCUUUAAAAAUGUACAUAAGUUUAAAGAUUCUGCUUAAUGUAUAGUUGCUCAUAUUUAGGGGCAGAAGUUGUGACUGCUAUUUCACUGGAUAGUUAAAUAACAAAAAUACUUUUCUUCCUUAAGGGAAAAAUAACAUAUUUUCUUUCCCCAUAGAUGUUUUUAUGGUAUUUUUAAUUGAAGAUAGCUGGGAAACUUUGUGGGGGGAGGAGGGGGGGAAGAGGGAGGGAGAAAGAGAAUAUAUUCUGGAACCUUUCAUCACUCUCCAGGAAUUUGGAUUACUGUACAAUCUAUCAGUCAUAUCAGCAAGGCUGGUGGUAAAGAAUAACAAUAAUUAUCAUGUUUUAAAUUGAUAACUCUCAAAUCAUUAAAUAGUUCAGGACUUAACUGAAGGUAAAUAUCUUUUAUACCGAAGAUUAGAAUAAAAAAGAAAGAAAUGUGUUCAGAUGGUACUUUGAAUUACAGUGUAUGAGAAAACUAAAAGUUCUGUUCAUGAGCUUGGAUCAUUUCCCAUAAAAUGAAAUUUUAUUUAGCAUAAAAUAAAGCCUUUACUAUUAGGUUUGGAUGAUGUUUGCAAGCAAAAUACAAACAAAACAAAACAAAAAAC